GGCGCGACGGGGUUCAGCCGGCGGCGGCGGGCGGGGGGGCGCCGGGGGCGUGGGGGGCGCGGGGCCGCGGGCCGGGCGCCAUGGGCAACCUGUUUGGUCGCAAGAAGCAGAGCCGCGUCACGGAGCAGGACAAGGCCAUCCUGCAACUAAAGCAGCAGCGGGACAAGCUGAGGCAGUACCAGAAGCGGGUGGCACAGCAGCUGGAGCGCGAGCGGGGCAUCGCCCGGCAGCUGCUGCGGGACGGCAAGAAGGAGCGGGCCAAGCUGCUGCUGAAGAAGAAGCGGUACCGGGAGCAGCUGCUGGACAAGACGGAGAACCAGAUCACCAGCCUGGAGACCAUGGUGCAGAGCAUCGAGUUCGCCCAGAUCGAGACGAAGGUGCUGGAGGGGCUGCGGCUGGGGAACGAGUGUCUCAACAGGAUGCACCAGGUGAUGUCCAUAGAGGAGGUGGAGCGCAUCCUGGACGAGACCCAGGAGGCCGUGGAGUACCAGCGGCAAAUAGACGAGCUGCUGGCCGGGAGCCUCACGCAGGAGGAUGAAGACGCCAUCCUGGAGGAGCUGAACGAAAUCACUCAGGAACCACUCGAGCUCCCAGAAGUCCCUUCAGAGCCCCUGCCCGAAAAGAACCCAGAGAAAGUCCCGGCCCAGGCCAGGCCCCGGCAGGCGGACCUGGUGGCAGCCUCCUAACUCGGCCUCCCCGCGUGGGACUGGUGGGGGCCCCCCAGGGACCGGGGCCACCGUGAGGUCGGGUGUGUGGCCAGCCCUG
This is a messenger RNA of Phyllostomus discolor (pale spear-nosed bat), 765 nucleotides long. It is a transcript of the gene CHMP6, whose product is annotated as charged multivesicular body protein 6. Bases 81 to 686 code for a protein of 201 amino acids. Gene Ontology annotation, biological process: vesicle budding from membrane; late endosome to vacuole transport via multivesicular body sorting pathway. The record is from RefSeq and is a predicted model, not a curated record. The transcript has 8 exons. Lineage: Eukaryota; Metazoa; Chordata; Mammalia; Chiroptera; Phyllostomidae. Gene Ontology annotation, cellular component: ESCRT III complex; multivesicular body.